AUGGUGAAAAACAAUCUUGCUUCCAUCAUUGCAAUGGCGUUCUUGAUGACUAUGGUGGUGCACCAGACCGAAGCACUGGUGUGCAACCUGUUAUCAUUGAGCCCAUGUUUAGGACCGGCUUUGUUCUUCACACCACCACCAGGUUUGUGUUGUGGGAGGCUAAGAGAACAAGCCCCAUGCUUGUGUGAAUAUGUGAUGAACACAAAUUAUGGUCAGUUGCUAAGCUCGUUUGGCCCUCGUAGAGUAGUUCAGGCUUGUGGUUUGGUCAUGCCUUCGUGUUAUCAAAUAUAA
Messenger RNA from Lactuca virosa, 291 nucleotides. Lineage: Eukaryota; Viridiplantae; Streptophyta; Magnoliopsida; Asterales; Asteraceae. The record is from the annotation of a GenBank genome assembly.